ACCAAAUAAAAACAUUAGUUUGUGUUUUGGAUCGGUAUGAAAUCAAUUAUGGCGGAGAAAGUGUACAAUAAACACAAUUUUGGAGAUCAUGACAAGGAUGAUUUUGUCGGUUCAAAAUGGGGCACAAGACACAAUCAGUGCAUUCUAUUGUUCUUCACCCUCACCAUUGCAUACAGUAUGCGCUCAUGUAUGGGUGUAGCGCUAGUAGCUAUGACCUUGCACGAAGACCACCUUGCCGUGGUCAGUGAGAGCAUCGUCAACGUGACUGACAGUAACAUAACUGACAGUUACGUAAUUGACAGUAACGUAACUGACAGUAACAUAAUUGGCAGUAACAUAACAGAUGGAAAUGUAAUAGACAGCGAGCAGUUUCGUGUCAAUGGAUUCUUCAAUGCGUUGUUACUGUCACCUCCGUACCCCAGUUUCCGAUGGAGCAAGAAGAUCCAAGACACGCUAAUCUCCGCCUUCGUCUGGGGGUAUAUGACGCUGCAGGUCCCCGGAGGUCACCUGGCUUACAAGUUCGGAGCACGAUACCUGCUAUUCGGUGCUCUUCUGAUCAACUGUGUUCUGGCCCUACUCUUCCCUAUUGCUUGUUACUACGGAGGUUGGGUAUGUGCUCUCAUCUGCAGAAUGGGACAAGGCCUAAGUCAAGCCUGUAUUUUGCCAAGCUUUCACACAAUUCUCGGCAAAUGGGCUCCCUUAGAAGAAAGAGGACGUUUGAGUGGUAUUAUUUAUGGAGGUCAAGCUCUUGGUACAGUCUUGGGUUUACCUUUGACUGGGUUCAUAGCCUCUUCUCCAUUGGGUUGGCCUGGCACGUUCCGUUUCUACGGCAUCCUGAGUGGAAUCAUCGCGGUUAUUCUAUGGAUCUACCUAGCAGACUCUCCGGACAAACAUAAAACCAUAUCAGCAGCUGAAAGAAGGUAUAUAGAAGAUGCGUUACGACAGAGAACAGAUAAGAAACUCGCGGUGCCAUGGAAGAAAAUCCUCACUAGCACUGGCAUGUUAGCCAUCGUCAUAGGACACAUCGGCAACAACUGGGGACACCUGAUCCUGUACUCAGAAGUUCCAGCGUAUAUGGACAAGGUCAUGGGAGUCAACAUCAAAGCUAAUGGUCUUCUGACUGCCCUGCCUUUCGUAAUGAUGUUCGUAUUCAACUUCUUCUUCAGUUGGUUGACAGACAUGCUAAUCGUGAAGAAGAUUCUCAACGUGACGCAAACUAGGAAGAUGGCCAACUCUAUCGGUUGUGUCCCAGCCGCUAUUGGAUUCAUUAUCCUGGCGUAUGCGCCGAAGAACAUUUACAUUGUAGAGAGCAUCCUGGUCGCUAUCUGCUGUUUCAAGACUGCUACUACCGUCGGCUUUAAUGUAAAUCACAUCGACAUUUCCCCCAACUUUGCCGGUGUCAUGAUGAGCAUCAGCAACUUCAGCUCCAAUGCUGUUGGAUCUUUUGCGCCCAUCGUUGCUGGUCUUAUCCUUACAGAUGUGAGUGAUGAACGUCUUUGGAGAAUAGUUUUCUUCAUCGCAGCAGGAUUCUACUUUAUCUCAAACCUGGUUUAUGUGAUCCUGGGAACUGGAGAACUGGCUGACUGGAAUGAUCCUACGCAGUACGAGAGAGUAGCUUUGAGUGACAACAUACAUCUCAAGGUAGAAAAAGAUAAUAAAGAGAGCAGUGACGAUGUUAAUAAAGAUGACAUGACGAUUAUAGGAAGUGGGGACAAAACUCCUGAAGUGCAAAUAAAUGGGAAAGUAUAGAUAAAUUUUAAGAUACUUAGUUUUAUUGAUA
Molecule: messenger RNA, 1780 nt
Organism: Ostrinia furnacalis (Asian corn borer)
Lineage: Eukaryota; Metazoa; Arthropoda; Insecta; Lepidoptera; Crambidae
Product: putative inorganic phosphate cotransporter
Exons: 10
Coding region: 37-1749 (570 amino acids)
Biological process (GO): monoatomic anion transport; transmembrane transport
Cellular component (GO): membrane
Molecular function (GO): transmembrane transporter activity
Source: RefSeq, a predicted model, not a curated record